This is a messenger RNA of Pelodiscus sinensis (Chinese soft-shelled turtle), 1448 nucleotides long. The record is from RefSeq and is a predicted model, not a curated record. Lineage: Eukaryota; Metazoa; Chordata; Testudines; Trionychidae.
AUUUCCACAUCAAACAAUCCAAUUUUCAUCCUGUUCCUUCUGAUUAUGAUCUCUCUGGAGUAUUAACAAGACUGAUUUGAUGAAGAAGCAUGGCGUACUUUUGGAAAAUACCUUUGACAGAAGAUGAAUUAUCUGAAGGAAAAUCUGAGGACCAAGCAUCUUACUCUGUGUGUCAUUCUCGUCUUGAGAGCCAAGUCAGUCUAGGACUUGACCGAAUAGUUGGUGAAGGCAGCAGUGAAAUACCCUUCUAUGUUCCAACCCAUUCACAUGACCCUGAAGAAAAUGAAUUUUUCCCAUCAGAUGUAUUUGACUUGGAUGCAGCAGAACAUUUAUGUGGAGUAAAUCCAUCUCAAAUUCUUCAUGGGGACCUCUACACCUCUCACUGGCAGCAAGUCAGAGUGCCACCAACAAUUGGCUUUAGACCUUCUUUGCUAUCAGGAUUUAACGACUCCACCAUUGAGAAUUGCUACCCUACAUACCCCAUCGAAACCCUUUAUGACUAUGGUCCAUAUGGAAGAAAUAGCGUGAGUCCAACUACAGAUGAAUUUGGAUCAGAUGUCGAGAGAGAGAAUAAAAAUCUGAAUUUCUAUAUAGGCUUUGAACAUAUAGACCAUCAAUCUCCCAUUUUCACAGAUGACAAUGCAUGUGGACAAGGAAUUAAAGAUAAAAGGAGAAAUCCCAGUAAAUCUUUCCUGGUGCGAUCUGGGGAAACACACGUAACAAACCCUUCUAGAAAAUUGACCACAGGACCUGUCUGGCCCAGCAUCUCUGUGAACAGCUCUGCAGAUAGCACAGAGAUUUCAGGUUGGCCUAUCCAGUUGGCUGAAGCAGAUCAAGGGAGUAAUGAAAGUAUUGCCUCCUUUUGCAAUGGAGUGAAGAAAAUAAGAGAUUCAUAUCGUGCUUUUGAUCUGAAGACAAAUACUGGGAAGAUUUGGAGUGUCACAUCAACAUUAUCAGAUGAGAUCCUUUGUAAAUCAAAAUUAAACGUUAGCAUUUUGACAAACUCUUCAUCGCCUCCACUGCAUCUUACACCGUAUGCUAGCUGCAUUAUCCGCAACUUAAUUGUAGAGAUUCUCCAUUGCACAAAUCAAUAUCCAGCCCAGGAAGAGUAUUUUCUAAGCAUUUAUGGGUCUGAUGAAUUUUUACAAAAUGAUCGUGCUUUGGGCAGUCACGAGAGCCUUCUCAAGGCAACCACCUCCAUUCAGCUUCGUCUACAGAAAGGCACCAGCUAUCAGCAAAGUUUGGCUCGAACGCAUGAAGAUGAUCAAAGUCAGUUCAGUGUGAAUCAGCUGCUACAACAUGCAUGUAUUUGGAAAGUGUCUAGGAAGAACCUUGUUACAUUUAUUAUGAAAUAUGCAGGUCAAGUGGAAUAUCUAUUACAAAAUGAGGUAUUUGUUCUCAGUCGUCUUUGCCAGAAAAACAUUGACUUACCUGUGAAAAGUCUCUAA